AUGGGUGUCGGAGCUCGGUCGCUGACGAUUGCGCUGUUCAGGAACGACCUGCGUGUGCACGACAACCCGAUCCUGAGCCACGCCCAUCUGGCGACGGUCAAGGAGGGCGACUCGGUGCGAAGAAACAAGGUGUCGGACUACGUCUUGCCGCUCUACGUCUUCGACGAGCGCCAGGUCGAGCUCUCCGGCCUGGAGGGCUAUCAGUCGCAGGCCGGGCCUGCACGCACCGAGGUCUGCGGGUUCUGGCGGACUGGCUGUCAUCGGCUCAAUUUCUUGUGUCAAUCAGUCUACGAACUCAAGCAUCAGCUUCAAAAGAGGGGCAGCGAUCUUCUCGUCAGGUUCGGAGUCGUCGAAGCCACCACCAUCAAGAUCAUCGAGGAGCUCCAACGGAACGGCUUCACUGUCGAUCAUGUGUAUAUGGCCAAGGAAGCCGCGUUCGAGGAAGUCGGGACCGAGAAACGCUUGGCGGGUCUGUUGGCCAAGUUGGCCCACAAAGUCCCACUCACCCUGUUCCAUUCACGAUCUCUAGUCCAUCCGGAUGAUCUGCCCUUUACGAUCAACAAGACGCCGGACGUAUACACGCCCUUCCGAUCGAGAGUGGAGUCAUUACCGGCUGCCAAGCUAUGUCGGCCGCUGCUCCCGCUGCCGGAAAAGCUGGUCCCGUUCCCGUCGCUUCCGGACAGUAUCCUCAAAGCGCCGGCGGAGCGGGGAUACUCGGGAUCGCUCUGUGAGGGCGAGGGCAUGGAGGCGGUGUUCAGGAAACUGGCCGCCCCGUUGCUCGCAAGCCCCAACAUCCCCCAACCAGACUCCCAACAAGAUCACGCCGAAUACACGCCCGAUCCCAGGUCGGCUUUCCCCUACCAAGGCGGCGAAUCAGAGGCCUUAAGAAGACUUGAUGAUUACUUCUUCAAGGGCGACCAGCCCCCCGUUAGGACCUAUAAAACCACCCGAAACGGCCUGCUCGGCCAUGCUUAUAGCACCAAGUUCUCUCCCUUCCUCGCCCUCGGUUGCAUCUCUCCUCGGAAAAUCAUCCAUUCGUUGUGGGAUCAUGAGGCUAAGCUUGGAUCUAAUAAGGAUACUUAUUGGGUAUUGUUCGAAAUCUUAUGGCGAGAUUAUUUCAUCUUCAUCAGCCAAAAGUUCGGCAGGACGUUAUUCUUGCUGAAAGGCUUCGAGGGGCGAAUGGAUCCCAAAGGCGCGGCGCAGAAGCUGUCGUAUUGGAAGCCAUUCAGAGAUGAGAAGAUGAAGCAAGGAUCCAAAGGCCAAGCGGCGGUGAACCGGAGUGCAUUGGCCUGGCUGAAGGGCACAACCGGCGUCCCGUUCAUCGACGCCAACAUGAUCGAGCUGCGCGAGAGCGGGUUCAUGAGCAACCGGGGGCGCCAAAACGUCGCGUCGUUCUUGGCCAAAGACUUGGAGCUGGAUUGGCGGAUCGGCGCGGAAUGGUUCGAGUCCGAGUUACUGGACUACGACCCCUGUUCGAACUACGGUAAUUGGCAGUACGUCGCCGGGGUCGGGAACGAUCCGCGAACAUCAAGACAGUUUAACCCCAUCAAACAAGCAAAGGAUUACGACGCUCAGGGCGAAUACGUCAAGCAUUGGAUCCCCGAAUUGAAGAACUUCCCAGCAAACAGAAUCCAUUCUCCGUGGCUUAUGAACAGUCAAGAAUGGGACAAGUAUUUAGCCGGGCCUCAUAAAGGAGACACUCACGAGAAGGGCGCCGGGCAGGAGUAUCCUAGACGGCCGAUCUUGGAGCAACAGGCGUGGAAAAAGCAUUACCAAAGACGUUAA
Messenger RNA from Puccinia triticina, 1785 nucleotides. RefSeq lists its product as uncharacterized. Gene Ontology annotation, biological process: photoreactive repair. The record is from RefSeq and is a predicted model, not a curated record. The coding region runs from base 1 to 1785 and encodes 594 amino acids. Lineage: Eukaryota; Fungi; Basidiomycota; Pucciniomycetes; Pucciniales; Pucciniaceae. Gene Ontology annotation, molecular function: deoxyribodipyrimidine photo-lyase activity; FAD binding; damaged DNA binding. The transcript is spliced from 6 exons.